Messenger RNA from Camellia sinensis, 471 nucleotides. Lineage: Eukaryota; Viridiplantae; Streptophyta; Magnoliopsida; Ericales; Theaceae. The record is from RefSeq and is a predicted model, not a curated record.
UUGGACAGUGACAGGAAAAGUGACAAUUAAAGUUGACGUGUUCGGUUUUGGAGUGAUUUUAAUGCAGCUGAUUACUGGAAGAAAAGCUGUAAUUGAACUUGAGACUGAGCAAGAUGAGUUCAUUGGUAUUGUCUCAUGGUUCCACAAAAUGCGUAUGAAGAACAACACAUUCCACAUGGCCAUCGACCCGACAAUUGACCUCGAUGAAGAAGUGCUUGCCAGUAUCAAUACUGUUGCUGAGUUGGCUAGCCAAUGUUGUGCAAACAAGCCCUCUCAUAGGCCCGACAUGAGCCAUACAGUCAAUGUGCUUUCAGGUCUGGUUCAGCAUUGGAAACCAUCAACCUCUCAUUGUGAUGAGGUAUUUAGAUCGUUUGGAGAUGUCAAGUCAAAAGAUGAUAGCUACAUAUUUCCAAACGAGCGGCCACAAUUUACUCACAUCACUAAAAAUUUAGAUGAGUAGUUAAAAUUGUU